CGUCAGCAGACGCUGUACCGAUCUCGCGGCAACAGCACCGGCACCGUACCAUCCCGCGGUUUUAUUUCCCCGUUUUCAACCAGUCUGUCCGUUACCGCCUUACCGGUACCACUCAUCGUCGUCGUCGCCCGGUGGUGCCCGCGCGCUGUACUGUAGUUCCGUCCCCCGUUUGUCCUCGAACCGAGUAUGUUCUUCGACGGGAAUUAGUUUCGGUGUUUUUUUUUAAAAUUAUUUUUCUCAUCGUUGUCAUACCAUUAUUAUUACAGUAGUAUUUUAGUAGUAGUAUUAGUAUAGCGUUUACGUAGAAUAGAGUCUUAAAGAUUUUCCAGUGUUUCGUUUUUUGUUAUUUUUAUCCGAGUGACGGUUUUUUUUAAAAAAUAAUUUCAAAAAUGAAAUCUUCCACCACCACGGGUUUUGCGUCCGCGGUCCUCCUAGUGUUGCUGUGCGGCUCGACAGUCGCGUUCAGCUUGAACGGCAACUACAAGACGAUCAUCGACACGUUGGCGUGGACCGGCGAUCUGUCCGAGAUCUAUAGUAUAAUCGAGAGGAAUCAAAUUGCCAACACGACGAUACAUCUAAGAAGUGUUACAGUGUUUGCUCCGCACAACGAAGCGUUUUUGAAGAUAACUAAACAAGAUAGCGACGAUGAAUAUUUACCGUGCUACCAUAUAACAAAUGUACCAAUGAAAUUGGAACAAUUGGGAAAGUCGGUAUUUUCUGAACUAGAUGGUAAUCCACCCAUCUGGAUUACAAAGAAAAGUCCAGAAGAGAUUUACGUUAACCAGGCUAAAGUCGUCUAUAAUUUGGCUAAUUAUGAACACAAUAAUACAUUUGGAAAACCUCAAGUGUUGCACGUCAUUGACCAAGUUCUACAACCUCUGCGAAUGAAGAAAAAUAGCCCUCAAAAUGUCUACAACCCUAAUGCAUGGGAAUUCAUGGAAAAUGCUGAAUACCUGGAUUUAGAUAGUUACCACACUAAUACUUUUUUGCAACGGGUACAAAAUCUGGAUAAGAAGAGCGUGUUCUCCAAUCAAGGUGGACAUACAUUUUUCAUACCCGUGGACGAAGUGGCUAAUUAUCCAAAAGUAAAACCUGAAAAAAUCGAUGUGAAAGUGAUUGACGCCCACAUUGUUCCGGAUAACGUAUUGUUUUUGGGACCCACAAACGAAGAAGAACAAUUUAAAACUUUAGCAUUCACUGACAUGCUUAAAGUAUUUACGUCUUUAUCUAAAGCUGUAGAAGGAGAUAAAACUAAAUAUUACGUAAGCAGUGAUACUGUUGUCGGUGAUGAUGUCCACCCGACUGGAGCUGUAGUAGCAGAAAUUGUUAAAGCCAAUAUACCUGUCAGAAAUGGUGUGGUCCAUUUGAUUAGUAGACCAUUGAUGAUCGUGGAUAACAAUGUAAAACAAUUCAUUGAGCAGUCGUAUAAAGACAGAGAAGACAGUGUCUUACACCGAUUCUACGAGGAGAUUAUGAAUUCCGGUGGCGAUUUCUUGGAAAAACUCACCGCCAUGCCAAAUGUUACACUCUUUGCACCUUCCAAUGCAGCGUUUAACGACCAAUCCAUCCAGCCGUAUUUGCUAAAUCGCACAUACAUCAGGUCUUUACUUGACUUGCAUAUCGUCAACAGACGUCUCUCCAUCGACGAUAUUGUUGCUGAAUCCAUCGAUAAGCGCUUUCAGGUCCAAACCGAAGUGCCCCGCAAGGAUCUGUUCUUCAACGUGGUCACCAGCGGUAAGAACCGCACGUUGACCCUGGAGGGUGGCGGCGUGAACGCUACCGUGGUCCAGGCUAACUUAGCAGCUACAAACGGAAUCAUACACAUCAUUGACCAUGUAUUGGGCAUUCCAUCAUCGACAGUCGACCGCAAACUGGCUACUGACCCCACGCUCAAUGAAACCAACUAUCUUGGCCAAGUGUCCUCACUUAAUGAUCAACUAGGCGACGUCCAAAAGAGAUUCACUUAUUUUGUGCCCAGAGACUUUGCUUGGAAGAGGUUGGCAAUCGAUAACCCAUCAGCAUACAAAAAAUUGUUCAUGCCCGAAUACUCAAACAUUGCUCGUCAGAUUUUGGAACGCCAUUUGAUCAUUGCGGAUAAAGUAUUUACAAUGGACGAUUUAAGGAAAGAAGCUAAUAAUAAUUACAAUUUGUCAGUCCAUCUUCCUACUGUACGCGACGUUUCCAUGUAUAUCAAAAUCAAAGACUCUGUUGAAGGUUACUCAAUUGAAUGGCGCAAUGAAUGGAUACAUGUCCACCGUUCUGAUGUUCGUUGCACCAAUGGUAUCAUACAUGUAAUCGAUAAAGUUUUGAUUGAUGAAAGUGAUGUUGAAGUGAAUGGUGCUAUUGCUACCAAGUCGAUAACUGCAUUGGUGUUGGUCUUGGCCCAAUACCUCGUGUUCUAUUAUUUCAACUAGUCAAUUCUACUCAGCAGGCGUGUCUUGUAUGUGGAACACCCUAAGUUGCGUUUAACAGUUGGUCAUAAGGUUCCCACCCUGUUGUUUCCACUGAAUACAUAGGACCUACUGAUAACAUUAACAUUUUCAAAUAUUAUCCUCUUUCCUCAUACAACACGUUUGGUUUUUAUAAAGUGAAAAUUAGUUCCCAUUUGAAUUGUAUCCAAUUCUCAAACGGACAAUGUAUUUUUAUUUCCUAUAACGUUUAAGUUUUUAUUAAAGAAUUUCCCAGCAAGAAUUUUUUUUUUAUUGUAAGCUUGUGCCUGAUUAGUUUUAUAUUCAUAAAUAUAUAAUAUAUAUAUAUAUAUAUCUCAUGUAUAUAUAGUAUAUACAUAAUAUAUGCGUUUGUGUAACUUAAUUUUAUCCUUCGCAUUUGGUAAAAUCUUAUUAUUUCUUCAAUAUUUUCUCUUUGACGUGGAUAUAGUAGUAUAGUUCCGUUUUUCCAAGAAAGAAGAAAUUUGUUAAUUAUAUUUCAAACAAAAUUUGCUUUUAAAGCUGCACAUAAAUGCAUUUCGGAAAAUAUGUCAAUUUGACAUUACCAUAUUAUUACCAAAAAACCUUAAAUGUAUUCCCUGUGACAUCCCAUCCCUUCCUUUAGAAAUAUUAAAUUUUACAUAAGAAUUGUAGUCUAAAAAUUGGAAACGGGUAAAAGUCAAUGUGGUUUAUUAAAAUCAAAAGGAAAACGCAUAAAUGAGUCUGACAAAACAAGAUAUUGAGUAUUUCACAUGUUAGGAGUAUAAUUUUUUUUUUUUAGAUCAAAAUAUUGAUUUGUAAAUACUGAACAUGGUAUAAG
Messenger RNA from Acyrthosiphon pisum (pea aphid), 3246 nucleotides. RefSeq names its product fasciclin 1 Fas1 domain-containing (gene Fas1). The transcript has 13 exons. Gene Ontology annotation, cellular component: extracellular matrix. Gene Ontology annotation, biological process: cell adhesion; extracellular matrix organization. The record is from RefSeq and is a predicted model, not a curated record. Gene Ontology annotation, molecular function: cell adhesion molecule binding. Bases 390 to 2414 code for a protein of 674 amino acids. NCBI's taxonomy places the organism in Eukaryota, Metazoa, Arthropoda, Insecta, Hemiptera, Aphididae.